Cydia amplana is the source of this 632-nucleotide messenger RNA. It is a transcript of the gene Psf3, whose product is annotated as DNA replication complex GINS protein PSF3. Gene Ontology annotation, biological process: mitotic DNA replication initiation. Lineage: Eukaryota; Metazoa; Arthropoda; Insecta; Lepidoptera; Tortricidae. The annotation marks the transcript as partial. The transcript is spliced from 3 exons. Gene Ontology annotation, cellular component: GINS complex. The record is from RefSeq and is a predicted model, not a curated record.
UACGGAUAUAUUCUGCAAGAUAUUGCUAUGGAUAAUUCUUACCUAUCUAUAUCAGACAUAUUAGUCACAAAUGAACGAGUUCCAUGCCGAUUUUUACACGAUUUACCAAAAAUGGGAUUUUUAGACCCGUCAGCCGCUGAAGAUGACCUUAAAGCUGGUUCAAACCUUGACGUACCGCUGUGGUUAGCAGAGGCAUUAAAUUCGAGAAGGCCUCCCUUGUUGAACGUGGACCUGCCUAAAAUAUACAAAGAUGCUUACAGGGAAAUCCUCAAUGCAGAUGCCUGUACAGUGGACAUGCACAAGCUAGGGCCCCAUUUCUACGAGCUGGGGUGCUAUGUGGCGAAACAUGAUAUAAAAGGCGAAGUGAAAUCCACUUUAAUCAAUACUUUUAGACAAAGAUUCCGGAUGCUGAUGGCUGCCAGUGUGUCCAGUGACUCGAUUGGUUCCAUCCAGCCCUUGUCUGCCAGCGAGAGAAGACGCGCAGCUACCGCUGCUGUCACAGAGAGGGCUCUGUCCAGCUGGUUACAGAGAGGAGACUGCCCUCUCACUACUGCCAACAUGGUGGCUAAUCAUAGGAAACGGAAACGGGCAGAGAUGGAAAUGUUAUAACAAUAACUUAAUGUAAAUAAAUU